UAAUAGUGUGAUCUUGAGGAUCAGUUUUAAAACUUGUCAUGCAUCAUUCUCUCUUAGUUUCUUACAUAUCUGUAUGUUGAACAUAUAAUGGAUCUCAUCAACACGUUCUUAAACUUAGUAGCCCCUCCAUUUACCUUCUUCUCACUAUGCUUUUUGUUGCCACCUUAUCUUAUUUACAAGGGCUUUAGCUCUGUUUUCAACUUCAUUUUUAGUGAGGAUGUUACUGGCAAGGUAGUCCUGAUAACUGGCGCUUCUUCAGGCAUAGGAGAGCAUUUGGCUUAUGAGUAUGCAAAGAGAGGAGCCUGCCUAGCUCUUGUCGCCCGCAGAGAGAAGCGGCUGAGAGACGUUGUAUAUAGAGCCGAAGAGUAUGGCUCCCCUGAUGUGCUUAUGAUUCUUGCAGAUGUCCAGAAGGUCGAUGACUGUAACCGGCUUGUUGAGGAAACUAUUAGUCAUUUUGGGAGGUUGGAUCACCUUGUUAAUAAUGCCGGUAUCAGUUCAGCCGCUAUGCUUGAAGAAAUAACUGAUAUCACCACUUUUAGGACUAUAAUGGACACGAACUUCUGGGGUUCAGCAUACAUUACCCAUUUUGCAGUUCCAUAUCUACGUGGGACUAGAGGCAAGAUCAUAGUCAUUGCCUCUUCUGCCUCAUGGUUGCCAUCACCAAGGUUCAGCAUAUAUAACGCAAGCAAAGCGGCACUGGUGGCCUUCUUCGAGACAUUGAGGGUUGAAUUAGGCUCUGACAUUCAUGUAUUAAUUGUGACACCUGGUUUCAUAGAGUCUGAAUUGACCCAAGGCAAAUUCCUUUUAGCUGAAGGAAAAGUGGACUUGGACCAAGAUGCAAGGGAUGUACAAGUGAGUGCUAUCCCAGUUCAAGCAGUGACUGAAUGUGCGAGAUCCAUAGUAAACAGUGCGAGACGGGGAGAUAAAUACCUGACAGAGCCAAAAUGGUUCAGGAUGACUUGGAUAUGGAAGGUGUUUUGCCCUGAUGCGAUUGAAUGGAAUUAUAGAUUGUCUUAUCUACCUGGAGAAGGUGAACCUGCAGCAGAAGCGCCAAGCAAGAAAGUUCUUGACAUGACUGGAGCUAAGAAAAUCCUCUACCCUGAAUCUAUCCAGAUGCCAGAGCUCAAGACCGAUUAAAGUCAAUAGCUGCUGCUUAGCAUGAAGAAACUCUAUAGGGAUAUUGUAGUCCAAACUCGAACACUGUUUUGGAUCAGCAGAUAGUAAACGUUGCCGCGGUUGGGGCUUGUGAAUACUGACGAGGGUUGUCAAUCUGCUUUGUGAAAAGGCCUAAAAAUAAAGAAUUCAAACAUCUUCGUGCUU
Molecule: messenger RNA, 1320 nt
Organism: Ricinus communis (castor bean)
Lineage: Eukaryota; Viridiplantae; Streptophyta; Magnoliopsida; Malpighiales; Euphorbiaceae
Product: 11-beta-hydroxysteroid dehydrogenase A
Exons: 6
Coding region: 88-1137 (349 amino acids)
Molecular function (GO): oxidoreductase activity
Source: RefSeq, a predicted model, not a curated record